AUGGCACCGCCAUAUGACAGUGACUCGUCCGAUGGCGGCGACGACUACACCGAGACCAAUGUUCUCCUCGGCUAUGCCGCCAACGAGGCCACGAGCGACACCAUCUCCCAUCUUGGAGGCACCCCGAGUUGGAUCGAUGACAAGACUGCCCCUUCAGGUGCCCUGGCCAAGUGUAAAGUCUGCAAUGGUCUCCUCAGUCUUUUGCUUGAGCUCAACGGCGACAUGCCCGAUACCUUCCCUGGCCACGAGCGGCGAUUAUACAUCUGGACGUGCCGGCGCAAGACAUGCAGAAGAAAGGAGGGAAGUGUGAGGGGUAUCCGGGGCGUGCGCAUUGCAAAGGGUGCCAGCAACAAGACACCCGCUGCCAAAAUCGAGAAGAAGGAGGAAAAGCCGGAAGAGAAGCCACAGGCCAGGAUAGGCGAGUCGCUCUUCGGUGUGCAAAAUGGGCCAGGCGCUUCAGCCUCUGCAAACCCUUUCUCCAACCCCUUCUCUUCAAAGCCAGGUGCUGGAGCAGCAAACCCCUUCUCUUCGCAGUCAGGAAGCGCGAACCCCUUUGGCGCCCCGGCGUCGGCACCGGCUGUUCAAGCCAUCGCAUCCGAGAAGAACAAGGAUGAGGCGUCUACUACCCUCCCAGAAACCUUUGCAUCCAAGGCGCGUAUCUCGUCCCCACCUCCUGCUGAACAGCAGCCUCCACGGCCACACGAGCCCUGGCCAGCAGACUCUGCCUUCCCCACACCGUUCCCACACUACCACCUGGAUGCCGAGUACGAGACACUAGACAUCCCAUCAGCGCCAACAAUCCCAGCGAAUGUGCGCAUGGAGGUAGAUGGCGAAAGUAGUGGCAGCACUGGAGGAGGUAAAGAAGAUAAGGAGGUCUUUGAAUCAUCCAUGGAUAGGACAUUCCAGAAGUUCGCAGAUCGCGUAGGCGAGAAUGCAGAGCAGGUCUUACGUUAUGAGUUCAAGGGCAAGCCAUUGCUGUACAGCGAUAGCGACGCUAUUGGAAAAGCUCUGGCAGCUCACUCAGAGAAUGGACCAUCCUCCAAUGCCAAAGUCACCACAACAGGCUCAAAAGGCGGAUCGGGUUUCCCUCGUUGCCAGACGUGCGGUGCAGACAGAGUAUUCGAGGUUCAGCUGACACCACAUGCCAUUACUGAGCUGGAGGCCGAAGAAAUGACCCUCGAUGGUAUGGAAUGGGGCACUAUCAUCAUGGCUGUCUGCAGUAAGGACUGCAAACCCAACGACGUCCCAGAAGGCGAAUUGGGAUAUGUAGAGGAAUGGGUUGGUGUGCAGUGGGAGGAGGUCCCUUCGAAGAAGUAG
Messenger RNA from Bipolaris maydis ATCC 48331, 1317 nucleotides. Its product is annotated as programmed cell death protein 2. Gene Ontology annotation, cellular component: cytoplasm. The record is from RefSeq and is a predicted model, not a curated record. Gene Ontology annotation, biological process: maturation of SSU-rRNA. Lineage: Eukaryota; Fungi; Ascomycota; Dothideomycetes; Pleosporales; Pleosporaceae.